Messenger RNA from Porites lobata, 1524 nucleotides. The record is from the annotation of a GenBank genome assembly. Lineage: Eukaryota; Metazoa; Cnidaria; Anthozoa; Scleractinia; Poritidae.
AUGAAAAACAUCACCAAAGACUAUCAACUUGGAUUUGGUUCUUUUGUGGACAAGACAGUAUCUCCAUUCAUCAGAACUGAAUCAAAAAAGCCAUGUGACGAAAAUGAGAAAUGUAUCCCUGCCUACGGCUUCAGGAAUGUUCUCAAACUUGUGAAAGAUCCUAAGAUAUUUGAGGAUAGUGUUAAGGAACAGAACAUUUCUGGUAACCUUGAUGUACCUGAAGGAGGAUUUGAUGCUUUAAUGCAAGUGACAGUCUGUGAAAAUAAAAUUGGCUGGCGUCCACGUGAAACCUCACGCCGGCUUGUUGUUUUUGUUUCUGAUGAAACAUUCCACAUUGCUGGAGAUGGAAAGCUUGGGGGUAUUGUCACUCCAAAUGAUGGAGAAUGCCACCUUAAUUCAAAUGGAGAAUAUGACAAAUCUAAUGAGCAGGAUUAUCCCUCCCUUGCACAACUUCAUGAGAAACUUCGGGAUAGCAAUAUUCUACCAGUAUUUGCAGUGACAGAACUCGUUAGUGAUCUUUAUCAGAGUUUGAGCACUAUGUGGAGUGAUGUGGGAGCUGUGGCUGGAAAACUUGAUGACAAUUCUGGAAAUGUUGUUUCUCUUAUUGCAAGUAAAUAUGAGGAAAUUGUGUCUAUAGUCCGCCUUGAGUACAAAGCACCAGAGAAAGUGUCAGUUACUGUUAAAGCUAAGUGUGGAGGUAGUUCAGUGAGUAUUCAGAGCCCGAAGUGUUCCAAUGUCAAACUGGGGCAGACGGUUACUUUUGAUAUCUCUGUGAAGUUAGAUGAGUGUCCUGAAUCAGAGGCUGAGAGGCAAAAAAGCCUCAAAAUUUCAGUGCCAGGGUUUGGAUCUGUAACGUUGGAUUUGAGUUUUAUAUGUGAAUGUCAGUGUGAACAACCUAGCAUGAAGCAAAAUAACAGCAAAAUUUGCAAUGGAAAUGGCACAUUGAGUUGUGGAAUAUGUGAAUGCAACCAAGGAAGAUUUGGAGAAUUCUGCCAGUGUAACACACCAUUUGAGAAAACAGAUCUAUCAAAAUGCAAGAGGACUAACUCCUCAGAUGAGCUCCCUUGUAGUGGCAGAGGUGAAUGUGUUUGUGGAAAAUGUGUUUGUAGAUCAGAGCAGGGAAGGCGAUUUUAUGGGGAGUUUUGUCAAUGCAAUGACUUCUCUUGCCCUGAAGAUCAAGGCAAACUGUGUGGAGGUCCCGAACAUGGAGUUUGUCGCUGUCGUAAAUGUAUAUGUAAAGACAAGUAUUAUGGGGAUGUAUGCAACAUAAAGAACUGCACUUACUUCCCACCAGAGACACAAUGCCAGAAAGAUGCAAAUUCCGAAAUUUGCGGAGGUACCGAAAGAGGCGAGUGUAAACAAGAUCCAGAGAACUGUUUCAAGUGUGAAUGCAAAGAGAAGUAUGAUGGGACCUACUGUGAAAAUUGUCCUUAUUGCGAAGAUGGAAUGUGCAGUAGAAAUGAGGACUGUGCAAAGUGUUCAACGUUCGAAGGAAAGUCUUUAGCCGAAUGCAAAAAAGACUAA